Messenger RNA from Tigriopus californicus, 620 nucleotides. Its product is annotated as zinc transporter zipt-7.2-like. The coding region runs from base 3 to 593 and encodes 196 amino acids. Gene Ontology annotation, biological process: intracellular zinc ion homeostasis; zinc ion transmembrane transport. Gene Ontology annotation, molecular function: zinc ion transmembrane transporter activity. The record is from RefSeq and is a predicted model, not a curated record. The transcript is spliced from 3 exons. Lineage: Eukaryota; Metazoa; Arthropoda; Copepoda; Harpacticoida; Harpacticidae.
UCAUGCCGGCCGGCCACGGGGUGAAAAGCUCAAUCCAGCCCGCUCUGUUAACACUAUCUAAACCUAAAUGGUCUGGGAAUGUUUCAGCUUGGAUCGGAGGGCUCUUGUUGGCCCUAUUUGUGGUUGGUCUGACAGUCGGCCAUGGCCACUCCCACGACCAUGGCCACUCCCAUGAACACGAACAUGAGCACGAGGCCAAUCCGGCUUUCAAGUGGAGUCGCGAAGCCAAUGAAGACGAAAUUUUGGAAGAAGAAAUUAUUGACCUUCCACCCCAAUACGCCAAAGAGAAGCCCAACGUUCAAGCGCACGGUCAUUCUCAUGGCGGUCACGGACACUCUCAUGGGGGUCAUGGACACUCCCACGGCCCGCCCCAAAAGGAACUUACGCCCGAAGAACGAGAGAGGCACCGAGCCCGUCUUCAUCGGGAAUGGGAUGACGAUGAUGAGGAGCACACUGAUACCAAGAGCGAGAUUUGGGCCCAGGCUUUGCUCUCAACCUUGGCCAUUAGUUUGGCCCCCUUCGUGAUUUUGUUCUUCUUUUCGUUGGACAACUCGGCCGAAAAGCAAGGCCAACUCAAGGUCCUGCUCAGGUGAGAUACUGAGAUGCCCUUCAAGACGUGU